AUGGUUUACAAAGAGACUACUAUUCCAGUUUUGGUUGCUCCAAUUCCACCAACUCCACUAACUCAACCUACCACUACUAUUCCACCACCACCACCAGUUAGUAUAGUACCAAUCUCUACAACUCCUUUACCACCUCCCAUUUUUUCACAAGCAACUACCACAACUACCCCUAUCUCCACCACUACAACCGAACCUCCAGUAAACGUCAACGUAUCUGAUACGGGGGAUAAUACUGAAACUAAAACCCCUGUUACAUCCAAACCUCUUUCACCCUCACCCUCAACUGAUUCUAGUCCUAUUCUCGGUGGUGACAAUUUUGAGUUUGACUCAACCUAUUACGGUCCUUAUAGACUUCCCACUGACAAAGAUGAAGAGGCUCCGGUAACCAAACAACAAGUACAGAGUCUCGAUGAUAAGCUUGAUCGAUUGCUCGCCUCUUCUUCGAAGUACAAUGAUAUUGUGUUGAAGCCUUUCUUGGACACUACUUUUGAACAGUAUACAGAAGCUAUUGAUAAAUCAUCGAAGGCGGUUGAAGCAUCCACAUAUUCAUGCCAGAAGGCUACAACCAAUGUUGCGGAACUGUUUUACAAUUCCUAG
This is a messenger RNA of Lactuca sativa (garden lettuce), 597 nucleotides long. The record is from RefSeq and is a predicted model, not a curated record. Lineage: Eukaryota; Viridiplantae; Streptophyta; Magnoliopsida; Asterales; Asteraceae.